Coregonus sp. 'balchen' is the source of this 6981-nucleotide messenger RNA. Lineage: Eukaryota; Metazoa; Chordata; Actinopteri; Salmoniformes; Salmonidae. The record is from the annotation of a GenBank genome assembly.
GGACUGAUCGUGUUCGCAGGCAGGACUCUCUGUAGUCUGUGCGCAUGAAGUGGAGCAAUUGGUACUAGAGCAACCAGCGUAUCUUCUCCAUAACGGGGCUUUCUAUUUAUACUGGGGUUGUUUUACAAGUGGAUAUAUCUAUCUUUUUUGUCCACCAUGGCUGUUACCGAGGCUCCAUGUGACUUGUCUUAUUGCAAGAUGAGAGGAAUUGUGUCAGUUCUCACUGGUAGGCAAAUUAUUCAGUUAAAUGGUUUUAUUUAGAAUUUAGCUUCUACAUUGUGGUGUUUAAUAGUAUGCAUCAGCAUUCUUUGGAUUAUGAUUUGGACUGUAGUCUAUUGGUGUGUAUUCUUUCUUGGGUUCUUCUUGGACCACAUACCGACAAUGCAUUCAAUCUGGAACUUGCAUAACUGGCGAUGGGAGUGCCUGUCUCCUGCUCUGACGUACUCAUGUCAAUGUUUGUGAUAUAGGCUGUGAAUGUUAUUUUUCACUAUACGACACGGCGGGUCGCCAAAGGAAUAGUAAUAUUGUGUUGCAUAACGACUAAAUGCUGCACAUAAUGCGUUAUAGCGGGAUCCAUUCCAAAUAUUUUUUCAACCUCUGAAACAUUUUAAGAUUAAAGUUUUGAACAGAUUUAGUAUAGGCAUAGGGCUAUAAUUUAUAGACUGUUCACCGCACUGUGAUGAAAUGUAGGCUGUUAUGCCAGGUAGAUAGUGAAGCCUAUCUAUCCAUGUCCCCAGUUCUGCAAUGGUAUAGCCUAGGUCUGUUGAAAUGCUGUGUUAAAUCUGUGACGUUGUAUUCUCUUGGCGCCCAGCUGACAUAAAUGCUUAUUUUUGAUUUGCAGCUUUCAUCAAGGAGAGGAAAAUUGGACUUAACGACUUCAUAUCGAGGCUGGUGUCAAACCCACAUAUGUGUCAACAGUAAGUAUUAUAUGGAGCACUUAUAUGGCCAAAUUAGAUGUUUAGAUAUUAUAUAUAGGCUACCAACUGCCAUUGAAAUAUGACAAUAUUAUGACAAAUUACCUUUUGUGAAAGUAUAGAUAUUUAUCAAAUAGCCGAGAUAUCUAUAUGACAGGUACGCACACAAUAGGCCUCUGUGCGUCAUUUCAUCUGCUUCCCAUGGCAUUACAUUAGGCCUGUGUGUUUAUUUACAAUUGUAUCGGUCUACCUAGGUCAGUGUAAGUUACUGUACAUUUCCAAUCCACCACAUGUCACUAUUCACAUUCUGAGUCAAAGCAGUAAUCUGGGGCCAAGCAGGCAAAGCCAGCACAAGAAUAGUUAUUUCAUGUCAAGUACGUUCCCGCCACGGCCUCUCCAGUGCCUAAGCACCUUUUCUGCAAAUCCCCUGUGUCCCCUAGACUGGGAUAACCGGGUAAUUCAAUUAAGUGCGCACCACACAAUAUGGUUUGUUCUCAACAGCCUGCAAAGGGGCCAGGUGGGGGUCUAGCUCAGUGGAAAAUUCCCAAGCACCUUGUCUACCCUCUCCAGGUGCUAGAUUGUUACAGCAGUCUGAUUCUGGGCUGUUUGUGCUAGUCAUGUCUGAUCCGCCGGCUUAGAACUACUUUUCAGAUGUUGCUGCAGGCUACAUGCUGUAUAGGGGGUCAACAACAACUGAAUAGUCUCUCAGGAGUUAGAGAAGAGACCCUUAUUGACAGUCUUGGCCGGUUUGUAUCUCAUUUGGGUCAGUUAUGACAGAUGGAACCUUCUCUAUCUAUUUGCUCAAUUAAAUCACUGUAAAACUCAACAUUUUAUUGCAAUGUCCAACUUUCAAAAAUAGUAUGAAUUGUAAUACUGGCCUUUGAUGGUAAUCCAAGUAUUAGUCUACUGUUAUAAUUUAACAUGUCAACUUAGAGGUCACUCAGCCCUAUAAAAUCCCAAAGUGGCCAUGAAUGUAUCAGUCAAAAUAACCUCAGACAAUCAUAAGUGAAGGAGGAUUCCAUUCUAACAUUCUAAAAUUCUAACAUUCUCUCUGUUCAUUCCUCAGCUCUGAAGUUGACUUCCUCAAGAUCGAUGAGAACCAGAAUGAGAAGAUGGACAAUGCUGAACUUUUAAAUCCGGUGAGCAUCAGCAUAACACAUGCCUUGGCCACUGGGACAGACUGAGCCAAAAUGAACCCUAUUCCCUAUAUAGUGCACAUUUUUUUUAAAGAGCCCUAUGGUAGUGCACUAUAUAGGGAAUAGGGUGCCAUUUGAGAUGCAUACUAAGAUAUUUACCAGUGUGAAAACUGAAAAUAGAUCAUUUUAUCCAGAGCCAAGAUGGUCAUUCUUACCUCCUUCUCUCCUCCUCUGUUCUUAGACGUUACUGACCUCCCCCAGAAGCUCACUAGCUGAGGAGUUGGCGAUCAAACCAUGUGAUUUCGACUACCUGAAAAUCAUCGGCAAAGGGAGCUUUGGGAAGGUGCUGCUGGCUCGACACAGGGAGAGCAACGAGUAUUACGCUGUCAAGGUUCUACAGAAGAAAAUCAUCUUGAAGAAGAAAGAGGUGAGUCUUACUCUACUGAUCUUCACCAUAAAAACACACAAGCAAUACUCCAAGCAAGCUGCAAUAGCCACAAACAGACAACCAUUCAGUCGCUCACUCAGUUGCUCUAAUUGAAGUAUUGCACUGAUGUCAUUGUGAGUGGUAUGCUCAUCUCUCUCUUUCUCUUCCUCCCUCAUCCAGCAAAAGCAUAUCAUGGCAGAGCGAAGUGUCCUGAUGAAGAAUAUCAAACAUCCUUUCCUGGUGGGGCUGCACUAUUCCUUCCAGACUACCGACAAGCUGUACUUUGUGCUUGACUACGUGAAUGGAGGAGAGCUGUUCUACCAUCUCCAGAGAGAGCGGGUGUUUCUAGAACCCAGAGCCAGGUUCUACGCUGCAGAGAUCGCCAGUGCUCUGGGAUACCUCCACUCUCUGCAUAUUGUUUACAGGUAUGAACUAAGAUCCUAUCCUACAGUACCCUCUGGUGGUGACCAUAUAUGAUAGCAUGACAGAAAAAAUACCACUCAUAGAAAUGUGUAGUCUGGUCUAGUGAAUAAGGGCCAGUGGUUUAGUGGAAGGUAAACGCACGUAAACACCUUUUUUAUUUUGCGUGAGUGUUUACCCACCUUUUGCGCAAAAAUGCAUUGUAAGUAUAGGGAGCGUUACCUUACUCACCGCGAACGGCGAUCAUCGUUUACCUACCUAUUUUUUAACUGAUAAGGACUGAACGCUAAGGGAUACUGGAGAAUUAAUGUGACAAGAAAAAUGUAAGUAUUGUAUUUAUUUGGUUGGCGUUUUCCUAACCCUCACCUUUCUCUUCUCCUUCAGAGAUCUGAAGCCUGAGAAUAUCCUGCUAGACUCUGCGGGCCACAUCGUCCUGACAGACUUUGGCCUUUGCAAAGAGGGCCUGGCGCCCACUGGGACCACCACCACCUUCUGUGGAACCCCAGAGUACCUGGCACCCGAGGUGCUGCAGAAGCAGGCGUAUGACCGAACCGUGGAUUGGUGGUGCCUGGGAUCCGUGCUGUACGAGAUGCUCUAUGGACUGGUGAGUCAUCACUGAUCACUGCUCUUUUCCAGCAUCUCUUUCAUGGUUCAGCUUUCACAAUGCAUCUACAAUAGUUAUGAUAUCCACUAUGGAAGCAUCCCCAAUGGCACCCUAUUCCCUAUAUAGUGCACUUCAUUUGACCAGAGCUCUAUAGACUCUGGUGGGACACACCGUAUGUCACCAUGUCAGUUAAAUAUAAAGAAUGUCAGUAUGAAUCACAUAAGUACACUGACAAUCAUGGUGCGUAAGGAGUUUGGCCAAGUAGCAUUUACUGAUUUUUGCUGUCUCUCUCUCCAUAGCCCCCCUUCUACAGCCGCAACACAGCUGAGAUGUACAACAAUAUCCUGAACAAGCCUCUCAUACUGAAGCCCAACGUGUCCAACGCAGGCAGAGAACUGUUGGAGGGGCUCCUGCAAAAGGACCGAACUAAGAGACUGGGAGUGAAAGACGAUUUUGUAAGAACACACACACGUACAACAAACAAAUACAUUAUUUGAAGAACACCAAAGAAAAAUAUUACCAAGGUGUCAGUAGUGUUGUUCUGUACCAGUGGAUUGAUGUAGUGUUUUAAUCUGCCUCUAGAUGGAACUGAAGUGCCAUGCCUUCUUUUCACCCAUCAACUGGGAUGACCUGAUGGCAAGGAAAAUCACACCACCCUACAUUCCCUCAGUGGUAAGUACAUCUACAUCUAUCAACAAUGUAUACAUAUAGGCUUCCAGGGUUAACGUGAGAGAAGUAAAAAUGUACCUUUUCUUGUUCACGUCAAGUAGAAGUUCAAUUGUUUUUUGUCUUACUCAAUAAUGGUCACAAACUGCAUCCCAAGGACAACAAUGUAUAUAUUUAGAGGCUGUAUGGGUGUGAAAUGUGAAUUUUAUGUUUGUGUUUUGGAGCAUGUUUCUAAUAUACUGCUCUGGCUGGUUGUUUUUCACAGAGCGGGCCUACGGACCUCAGGCACUUUGACCCAGAGUUCACCCACCUCCCUGUGACCUCAUCUCUGUGCAACACGGACGGCCUGCUGGUGACUAGCAGCAUCAAGGAGGCAGCUGGAGCCUUCCCAGGCUUCUCCUAUGGACCUGCUGACGGCUUCAUGUGAAGGACUCCUCUAUCCACCUCGAUCCUCAUCCCCUCCACAGUCGAGAGGGGGAAUAGGAACAGACAGACACAGACAGAGACGCUGCCUGGGACAGUGACCAUGUACUGUUAGAGCAGCUUAGGAGGUGUGCAUGGCCUGCUAAUGGAACUCCUGAGUGACAUGCCUAAGAGGCAUGAAAAGGGGGUCCAGAAACUCCAGAUCUUGUCUGUUGCAUAAGGGGUGUAGAUUGCAUGGGACUCUCAUUUUCAACACCGAUGGCCCUACCUACCUACCUACCUACCCACCCCAAAACUGAUCCAAAGUGUGCCAAGGUGGGAAACAGAGAUUACAUUUAGUACUACAGGGAGAAAGGACAUUUCUCUCGAAUCGCUGUGGACUACGACCACUGUCGGAGAUAAGAGUGAAGUGCCUGAAGUUUCAAGGCAGCGAGAACAGUACUGUACGAACAGGGCUAAGCAAGAAGAGCCGGCCGCAUCAAACCCACAACACUUUCCAGUCUGUUUGGACUUAUGACCCUGGCGCUAGCUGUAGAGAGGUCCAUGCCUUCCUGAUCUUUCUGCAUAUAUUGAAGAUAUACGUCUGUCCAAGUCACAAUGCAUUUGUUAUCUGUUUGUUAUGUGAAUGCUGGAUUGCACUUGAGGAAACAAGGGUCAAGAAAAUGAUUGCAUUGCUUAAGCAUCCACUCUGUCUCUUGGUCAUCUGCAUAUCUGUUCACCCACAAAAUCAUAUCUCAAACAAGUAGGAAAACACCAGAAUGGAUAAUGAAAUUUCAACAUAAUUUUUGGGGGACCAAAUAGGGUACUAUGGUACCAUCUGAACCAAAUUCUACUGGUGGAAAAAUUUUCUCCACAUACUGAAAAUUUUAGCGCAAAUUAAUGACAAUGCGUAGAAAGCAGAUACAGAAUAUUUUAUUUUACAAGAAAUCUGCAAAAUCAUGUCAUGGCAUACUAAUUGAAUCGUAAUCUUACCAAAUAGUUUAUUUGUUUUCCAUUUUAUGGUACUGUUCAUUUUACUACUGUAUUUCAGUUUGAGAAAUUACAAAGUACUCUUUUAAAAACACAUUUUCCACUUGGAUCUUUAACAAAAACCAUAGUAAUAUAUUAGCAAGCUCUAAAUGUUUAACUAUUUAUACUCCCUAUGUGAACAACAUUUUCUUGCCUUUGUUCUUCUAAUACCUGCACUUUUACACAUUUACCCCCGAGACUGUGUUGACAAAUUGUGUUGACAUGUUUGUAGACUCAUUCAUAUAUUUUUCAUCAUAAAUACAGUAAAUGGAGUAUGACAUUUUACCAGCAAUAAUAGGUAUUCUGCAGUAAUAACACAUAUCAAUCAUUGUUAUUCUUGCGAGUGAAAGUGAUUGCUGUUUUGCUGGCAAAACACUCUAGAGAAUCCAUUAUAUUGUUAUGUAUAUCCAUUUGCAUUGUGUACAGAACUCCUGCUAGAUUGAUAUAGAAAGGAACUGUGCAUGUCUUUCAUUUUGUAAAGUGUGCCUGUCUGUUCCAGCCAUGUUACAGUAGGAUAGGAAGGCCUGAUCCAUACGUAUCUAUUUCUUCCCUGUUAUCCUCAUGGUCUAGAGACAACGACCUGAAAAGCUGUGCUGCUGCAAUGACGAGAGCUUAGUCUGAAAUGGCUCUUUGUAAACAGUGCUAGCGACGUUAAUUUAGUGAUGGCCCUAAAUAGUGCAAUAACAUUGCAGGUUUGGCAAGAAUCACCUUUAAUUCACCAGAGAUAUAUUUUUCCAUUAGUCAUCAUGCCUUAAAGAAUUAUCCUCUAAAAAUGACAGAUUAUGGAAGAUCACAGUGUUUACCAGAUGUCAGUAGUCAAAAUAAAAAAGGGCAUGAACUGAUUUUAUUUUAUUUGGCCUUAACAGAUAUGAUAAUUGUUCUGUCAGCCAUUACAAGGUUAUCUAUUCAUGACGAAAAUCACUUAAGAUUUGUUUUUGAUAUGUCACUUACACUUCAUUGACCCUGCUGAGUCUGAAAAUGUUGGUCUGCAAAGAAGUGUAGACUGCAGUGAAUAUCUACAGACCAUUCUGUGGUACCACUUCCUUCUUGUAGAAAAUUACAAACAACGCAAUACAGUUCUAGGUGAUUUUCUUCCAUAUUUGGAAGCUUUACUUAUCUUAUUUGUUUUUGUAUUUUAUUUCUCUAUGUAUAUUUAUUUACAUGUCACGACACAUAAUGUACUGUAUGUUUAAAGACCAGAGGAUAAAUUCCUAGUAUUGAUGAAUUAAAUAUUGAAUUGUAAUCUAUCUGUUCAAAAUGGUAAAUAAAAUGUAUUGACCAAAUUUAAAUGUAAGGUAUGAAGCAAAUGUUUUUCUGGAGGCAAGUUUGAUACUGAAUUGAGGAGUUUUAAGAAAAUAUAUUUUUGAAAAUGUGUGAAAUGGU